GAUUCAAGUCACUCUCGACUAAAGAAUUGCAUUCUUAGUGUUGGUGGUUUGGUAGUUAGGGCAUUGUCAAUCUGAAUCUGACCCUCGUCGCCCACACAAGUCCGAGGGAUAUCCUGGGUUGUUGAUACGCCGCUCUCCUUCCCCGGUGCCAAGCCGUUAUCCUCGACCCCACUCGACCCAAGCCAACCAAGCCUAUGACGGUGGUGAGCCCGGCGCCCUCAGCGGCCGAAAAUGAGGGUACACUGACCGCCCUGCCCGACAUGGAGUUGGCCCAGAUGGCCUUUCGGAUGGGCGUGCUCCUCCGAGCCCCGGACGAGGGUGAGGCCGGUGAGGCCCAGCGGCUUCAGACGAGCGUGCUGGCCCGCAUCCGCGAACAGGGCAUGGUGCCCUACUACCAUCAAUUGGCGGGCGAGCACGGCUGGUCCGUGGACGAUCAACUGGUAGCCGAGAUGGAAGCGGCCAAUGCCGAGCGCUGGGCCGCGGUUGAGCGCGGUUUGGACGCCGCCCAGGUCAAUAUGGGCGAGAGUGAGAUGCGCGAGGCCCUCCGGCGCAAGGCCGACUACUACACCCAGAUCGGCCACAAGGACCUGGCCCUGGCCGCCGUGGACGAGACUUUGGCCAAGACGGUGGGCAUUGGUAACCGCAUGGACCUCGUUUUUAACAAGAUCCGCCUGGGCCUGUUCCACUCGGACACGGAGCUGAGUCGGGCCCAGAUCGAGCGGGCCCACCAGAUGCUCAAGGAGGGCGGGGACUGGGACCGACGCAACCGUCUCAAAGUCUACGAGGGCUUCUUCGCUCUGUCGGUGCGCGACUUUGAGCGCGCCGCCCGUCUUUUCCUGGACACGGUGUCCACGUUCACGUGCGCCGAGCUCAUGACCUACGAGCGCUUCGUCAUAUACACCGUGUACGUAGCUAUGAUUGCGUUGGAGCGUGGCGCCCUCAAGACUCAAGUCAUUCACGGCUCUGAGAUUCUCGAGGUGCUCCACGGCUGUCCCGAGGUCAGCGAGUACCUCUUCUCGCUCUACGAAUGUCAGUAUGCGCGCUUCUUCCGCGCCCUGGCCACCGUCGAGCGCGUCAUGAAAGCCGACCGAUACCUGCACGCCCACUACGCCUAUUAUGUGCGCGAGAUGAAGGUAAAGGCCUUUGCCCAAUUGCUCGAGUCCUAUCGUAGUCUGACCCUCACCUACAUGUCCGAAGCCUUCAACGUCACCGAAGACUACAUGGAUCGCGAGCUGUCCCGCUUCAUCGCCGACGGACGACUCCAUUGCCGGAUUGACAAGGUCCGCGGGAUCGUCAUGACCAAUCGACCCGACACCAAGAACGCCCGAUAUCAGGGCACCAUCAAACAGGGCGAUAUUCUGCUUAACCGCGUCCAAAAGCUCUCGCGCGUUAUCAAUAUUUAGACAAACCAUCGUGGUUGUCUUUGUAUCAUUUUCCUGUUGGGUGGCCCGACCCUGAACCUCCACAUUCACAGUGAAUAAAACCAAUAUAUGUACAAUG
Messenger RNA from Tigriopus californicus, 1500 nucleotides. It is a transcript of the gene Rpn7, whose product is annotated as 26S proteasome non-ATPase regulatory subunit 6-like. Lineage: Eukaryota; Metazoa; Arthropoda; Copepoda; Harpacticoida; Harpacticidae. Gene Ontology annotation, biological process: proteasome-mediated ubiquitin-dependent protein catabolic process. Gene Ontology annotation, cellular component: proteasome regulatory particle. Bases 195 to 1403 code for a protein of 402 amino acids. The record is from RefSeq and is a predicted model, not a curated record. The transcript has a single exon.